CGGGUGACUGGUCUGGCUGCUUCCUUGUCUGGUUUUGGGUGAGAGCUGCUUCGGGUGGGAGGUGUAAUGAAAGGCUGCGCUGCUGGUUGGGGUUUAAAAAUCGAGUUCAGCUGGCUCAGGGUGCAGUGCUGCCCUGUUUCCCCUCUGGUUUCUUUUUUCCUCCCCCCCAGUGCUGCUUGUGAGAGGUUUAGACGAAGGGCAAAGCACGCCUGCUUGAAGGAAAAGUGAAACUAAAUGCGUUUACUGAAAGGCAGUCGAGCUGGGGAAACGAAAAUGAAAACGGAGUGUACCUGACCAUGGGCUUGGGAGGGGAGGCAGCCCUGGCCGUGGAGCUGUGGCCUGAGGUGCUUCCAGGGGGAGAAUCAGGCAUUUAGCUUGGCUGUGCUGUUUGCCUGCUUUUUCAACCCCUUAAAUCUCUACCCAGGUUGUGAAUCAAUCCAAGAAUGAACAAAUACAAGAAGCCUUAUGCUGACCAGGCUACAAGCCUUGAAAAGUUCAGUCCUGAGAUAGUCUCUGAAAUUGAGAAGCUCUUCACAAAGAAGUUUACUUACAGGAAGCCUGUGAAUAAUGACUGGCAGCUCCCGAAUCCCAACGAUGCUUUCACGUGUGAUCACAAGGAGUUGGACUCACUCCUGGCUCUGAAGGACUCCAUGAAUGAAGUGAAGAAUCAACUGAGUGAUAAGAAUUUGGAGGAGUGGCACCAGCACACUUCACUUACCAACAAAGCAGGGAAGAUCAUCCCUCAUGUGAAGAAAUCAGUGAAUGCUGAGCUGUGCACCCAGGCCUGGUGCAAGUUCCAUGAGAUCCUGUGCGCUUUCCCUCUUCUCCCUGAAGAAGCUCUUCAGGACGGAGAGCUGAAUUCUGUCCACCUCUGUGAAGCACCUGGAGCUUUUGUAGCCAGCCUCAAUCACUACCUGAAAUCCCAGCAGGUCCCUUGUGACUGGAACUGGGUGGCCAAUACUCUCAACCCCUACCAUGAAGCCAACGACACCCUCGUCAUGAUCAUGGACGACCGACUCAUAGCAAACACGUUGCCCUCGUGGUACUUUGGCCCAGAUAACACUGGGGAUGUGAUGACUUUGAAACAUCUGAUGGGGCUUCAGAGCUUUGUCAGCAACAUGAGCACAGUUCACUUGGUCACUGCUGAUGGCAGCUUUGAUUGCCAGGGCAAUCCAGGCGAGCAGGAGGCUCUUGUCUCACCCCUCCUUUACUGCGAGGCUGUCACUGCUUUAACGAUCCUGGGCACGGGGGGAUCAUUGGUUUUGAAGAUGUUCACCCUGUUUGAACACUGUUCUACCAAUCUGCUCUUCCUGCUGAACUGCUCUUUUGAGGAGGUCCAUGUCUUUAAGCCAGCCACUAGCAAAGCUGGGAACUCAGAGGCCUACGUGGUUUGUCUUCGUUACAUGGGCAGGGAAGGCAUCCACCUGCUGCUUUCCAAGAUGAUACAGAACUUUGGAACAGAAAUGGUCAACAAAGCUCUUUUCCCUCAGCAUGUGCUACCAGAAUCUUUUCUUAAAAUACAUGAGGAGUGUUGCAUGUUCUUCCACAGGUGCCAGGUAGAGACUAUCUCUGAGAACAUCCAUCUCUUCGGGCACGUGGGAGAGGCAGAGCAGGCCAAACUGAACAAGCUGAGAGACUGUGCAGUGGAGUUCUUCAUGCAGAGGCUUCACAUGAAACCCAUUGCCAGGAAUAAUUGGCUGGUCAAGAAAUCUCAGGCUGAUUGCAGCAUGAAUGCAAAGUGGUUUGGGCAAAGAACCAAGUAUUUUAGGACAUACAAUGAAAGGAAGAUGCUGGAGACCCUCACGUGGAAUGAUAAAGUGGCAAAGGGCUAUUUUAAUCACUGGGCUGAAGAACAUAGUGUAAAUAAUUCUGGUAAAAUGUGCAUCUUGGAAGGAUUACCUUCUAACCUGGAGUGUGGCUUGUGGUACGUUUUGGAAGGAAAAAGACUCCCAGUGGUAAAAUGGUCUCCAUUCUGUGAUGGUCAAGUCUUGGCAAAUCUUAAUGAAGCCAUGAGGGACUUGGUGGGGGGGAAGCUGAAGCUCAGACAGAUGCUGCAGAGUUGUCCCUCCUGUGAAGUUCUUCCUGGGGAAGUGAUACUGGCAGAAGUGUUGGAUCUUUCCAGGUGUCAUCAGGAAAUCGGAAAUGAAAGAUGCAGGGACCACUUCAAGUGCCUUGUGGUGGACUUUCCAUCCUUCUCUGAUGCCAAAAGCCAACCUGGGAUGGAAAUCCAGCUCCUGGACUCAGCCACACUGAGGAAUUUCAGCUUCUCCUUGCUUUAUGAUGGAGAACCAAAGUACCAGCAGCAGCUUUUGGAGUGUCUUCUGCGUUCCUUGGCUCAGCUCACAGUGGGAGACUCCUUGAUUUUGCCUGUUCUCUCUUGUUUUACACGUUUCACAGCUGGCCUGGUCUUUAUCCUGCACUGCUCUUUCAGAUGUGUCACCUUUGCUUGUCCCACCUCCCACCAGCCUCUGAGGGCUAGUGCUGCUCUGCUGUGUGUGGGUUUCCGAGGCCUCCCAGCUCCAGUUGUUGAGUACCUGCAGCAUCUGGGCCAACUCCUCAGCUCUUUACUGGACACAGACUCACCCCAGCAGGUGUUGCAGUGUGUGCCCAUGGAUCUUCUCCUGCAGGGCAAGUUCCUGGAGUUCCUGUGGGAUUUAAACACAGCCAUUGCAAAGAGACAGCUCCACUUGCUUGUGCAAGCCAAGCAGCAGGAAGUGACUAGUGAUCUUUCACUUUAAAAUGCUUCUAGUGUUGAGCAAGCAGCUGCUAGACCUUGUUUCACAGGCAGGUAGAAGGUGUUAAAACAUUGUUCAUGUUACUGUAAAACCUUGGUGUGAGCUUGUGAGUGCUGGGAGGGUGUUUAGAGCUCUCCAUCCCCCUUGCAGCAUCUCAGCCUGACUGGUGACUCAUUCUUGGGCGUGGGGGGGGACUUGGGAGGGACAGGGCUGGAAAUGGGGAACAGUUUCUCCUCUGCCACAGCUCUCCCCCAGCAGAUUUUGCUCCUUACUACCUGUGACCUUCAUGAUGAGAAGGGAGUGUUGUGCUUUAUACGUGUUGCCUCAGGCUGACUGAUGGGCUUACCCUGUUGUGUGACCCUCUUCUGUGGAGCAGAACAUGGGAGUUCUGCCACACCUGCAGACUUGCCCAAGGCUGGAGAAGCUGAAAUGGGAAGUUUGGGCCAGAAUUCCCAGCUAUCCUCAUGUCAGGAAUGAGGGGAAUGAGCAUCUUGUGAGCAGGCAGGUGUGUCACAAGGGCUGGGUGAGCAUUGGCUGCCUGUGAGCAGUUCCAGAGUUCUCCAGGAUGGAUGCUCUUUGGUUUUCAUUUUGUCCAGGGGAAGAGCAGGAGGCUGCCUGGCUUUUGACAGGUUCUUGUAUGGCUUUGCCCCCCCAUCAAGGAAUGGGCUGUUGUAAUGAUUUUUAAGUGGCUGAGGGGUCCUCUGUAAAAGAAUUUGAGACUCCUGAGUGAAAGGGAAGACCAGAAUGUCUGUGGCUGAUAUUGUGUGGAACUGCAAAUGUUUUUCAGGCUAAAAUCAUGCUCAUGCACAGCUGUGUGUUUUCAGAAAUGCUCUGGUACCACUGCAAGAAGAUAAAGCUGAAGAAAUAAGUGAUAGUUUUCUUUGGGCAAAGUACUAUUAAGAUUUCAGUUGGCUCCCCUUAAGGAUAAAACCAAUGAAGUUAGUAACUUGACUGUUCCUUUAAGAGAAGACUUUUAUUUUUCCAUGUUGCUCCUUUACUGGCUGAAUUUGGAGGCCUGACUUGUCUGAAUUCACAUUUAAGUUUGCAGUUGAUGUGGAAAAACCUGCUCAGAGGGAGCAAUGAUUUUGAAAGGGAAAAAAAAAAAGGCUUUGCUUUUGAUCUGGUAGGAAAAAAAAAAGGUUUCAAGAGUGGAGAUAGAAGGAAAAUGGUCUCCUGAUGAAUGACCAGUCACCUUCUGGAAGCAAUUCUAAUUAUAUAAUGUGGGUGCUUGAAGGAUAAUUGAUUAUGGAUAAGGGAUUAAAAGUGCUGCUGAAAAACUGUUUUGUCUGGAGGUGCUGCACAUUUAAUAGGCUUUUUUUUUUUGGGUGCCACGUUGAUUGGGACAGAGUUGAAUGCAUUUAACAGGUCAUUUUUUAUUUAAGAACUUGGUAGGUGAAUGAGCUGAUGGCUCAGGUCUGACUAAUGCCUCACAGCUCAAAAUCUCCCUUUUUGCAGCUGCAUGUAAGUAGAAGCUGCUCCACAAAAAGCUGCUGGGAUUGGACAUUGUCCAUUUUAAUUUAUUGAAAUGAACUUGGGAUUUUUUUUUUUGCUGUGUUUAUUCUCUCAGACCAGGAAGGAGCAGAGACUGCACAUUAGGAGACACCUGCAGGAAUGACUUCUCCUGUAAAGAAUUUUUGAACCUCUUAAGAGCACAAGCAGGGGCACAGAUGAACUUGAGGAAUAAAAAAAAUACUGAAAACCAGAAUAAAGGAAGGGGGAGGAAAUACUGUGGAAGGACAGAUGGUGAGACAGCAUCAAAGCUCACCUGGAGGAGCCUUUUUUAAUCUGAAAUAAAAAGCAGGCUGAAGGAAAGGCACCCCUCUGUCUCUGCCACUGUUCCAGGGGUGAUUGGUGCUUCUGAACCUGUUGAGCUGGAGCACUUGGAGAUUUAAAGUAGGGAGAUGAGGUGCUUGGGGUGCAGGGUGUGCUGCCCUGGAGGAUCAGUAGGCAGGAGCAUCUUACCUAGUAGUUGUUUUUUUAAUAUGAUUAAUUUUUAAAUGAUUUUAUAGGUAAAAUAAAAUCCUGAGGUGACUGACAGAUUGUAAGACAAAAGACAUUUAUUUUUUCAAGCUUUCCCUGCUCUGUUCUUCAUCUGAACUUGAGAUUCCUCCCAUCCCAUUCCUCCCCUCUCAUCAGUCUCCCUUAUUUUUCAUCAAUUUUUUAGGAGAAGACAUUUUAGAUGGUCAUCAGGUGCCUACAAGAUACACUAGACUGAGCUAGGAGGGAAAAAUUACCCAUUUGGAAGUACCCAAAGAAAUUGUGCAGGUUCUUCUGUGGGAAGCCUGGUCUCUAAACUGAAGGAAGUCCAGUGUCCUCUGGAUCCUGGAUUGCUCUGCAGCUUUUUUGUCUGUUGCCAGACAUGAGAUGAUGGGAGGAGUUCUUUGUUGGCAGCUGAUCCUUCUGAUAAAAAAGAAAGGAUGUUCUUUGGAGAGUCUUUUUUUUUGUUGUUAAUGUCUCAACAGCAGGAGUUUCAAAGUUAGGAAUGACACUUGUCCUUUUAAUCAUGAGAAUCUUGCACUGUCCUGGCUGUCUUUAGACCAAAGAUUUCUAAGGAGUGACAUUUAAUUUCUGUUGUGACUUUGGGAGCAUGUGAGAAGGCACAUGAAGGAUGUAUUAACCUUUGAGGUGAGGUUCUGAUGCCUUCUGCCUUCCCUGAGGCUGUCAGGUUUGGGCCAAUUCCAUUUGAUUUUGGGUGACACCUGAUGAAGUGUCUGAGUAUUCUGGCUGCUUUUUAAGUUGGGGUUGUUUUUUUAAACCUGUCUUCAUGUGAACUGGGUGUUUCUUUUCAUAAUUAGGAGCUUCAAGUUUCACACAGGGGAAAACAGAGGGGCUGGAGAGAUUUCAGUUGGUUGUGAUGUGAUCAAAAUUCAUGCAGGUGUGAAGUAAAUUGGAUUUUGCAGCCCCUCUACUGCUGGUUUCCAGUGAAGGACCAGUCUCUAGGCCCAUUGUUUAACCACAAGCUACAUGAUUUUUCUGACACUUUUUGGAUCCUUUGUUUUAAGGCAGUGAAACGUUUUCAAAUGGGGUGAUCUAAGUGCAAAGUGCUGAUUUAAUUUUUAAAUUAAGCUCCAUUAAAGUUCAGAGACUUGCUGCUUUUCCUGA
Apus apus (common swift) is the source of this 5837-nucleotide messenger RNA. It is a transcript of the gene CMTR2, whose product is annotated as cap methyltransferase 2. The coding region runs from base 444 to 2738 and encodes 764 amino acids. Gene Ontology annotation, molecular function: methyltransferase cap1 activity. Gene Ontology annotation, cellular component: cytoplasm; nucleus. The transcript is spliced from 2 exons. NCBI's taxonomy places the organism in Eukaryota, Metazoa, Chordata, Aves, Apodiformes, Apodidae. The record is from RefSeq and is a predicted model, not a curated record. Gene Ontology annotation, biological process: 7-methylguanosine mRNA capping.